Messenger RNA from Chrysochloris asiatica (Cape golden mole), 4386 nucleotides. RefSeq names its product intraflagellar transport 140 homolog (Chlamydomonas) (gene IFT140). Gene Ontology annotation, cellular component: ciliary basal body; intraciliary transport particle A; axoneme. NCBI's taxonomy places the organism in Eukaryota, Metazoa, Chordata, Mammalia, Afrosoricida, Chrysochloridae. Bases 1 to 4386 code for a protein of 1461 amino acids. Gene Ontology annotation, biological process: intraciliary retrograde transport. The transcript has 29 exons. Gene Ontology annotation, molecular function: protein binding. The record is from RefSeq and is a predicted model, not a curated record.
AUGGCCCUCUACAUUGACCAUCGCAUAGAAGCCCCCGAAUCGGCCGGCCCACCUUCCCACAUCAGCUGGCAUCCUGUUCACCCCUUCCUGGCGGUGGCCUCUGUCAGCCCCACCUUGGGAGGCAGCGUGGAUGUUUAUCUGGAACAGGGCGAGCGUGCGCCUGACUCACACAUCGAGCGGUCGUGCCGAGCAAUGUCACUGUGUUGGCACCCCAUGCGCCUCGUCCUGGCCGUCGGCUGGGAGACGGGGGAAGUGAUGGUGUUUAACAAGCAAGACAAGGGACAGUACACCAUGCCCUCACCACACACCACCGACAUCACUGUGCUCGCCUGGAGCCCCAAUGGAAACUGCCUGCUGUCUGGAGACCGGAUUGGCGCGCUGCUCUUGUGGCGGCUGGACCAGCGAGGCCGAGCCCAGGGACCACCCUUGCUGAGACACGAGUUUGGGAAGCACCUGACGCACUGCAUCUUCCGGCUGCCCCCGCCCAGCGAGGACCUCGUGCAGUUGGCAAAGGCUGCGGUGAGUGGUGACGAGAGGGCGCUGGACAUGUUCAACUGGAAAAAGAGCGGCUUUGGAAGCUUCCAGAAGAUGGGGCCGCAUGAGGGGCUGUCCUUCUUUGUCAGCCUAAUAGAUGGCACAGUACACUCUGUGGACGAGAAGGGCAACAAGAUGCAGGUGGCCUCCGUGGACAGCCCCAUACAGACCCUGCUCUACAUGGAGCAGCGGGAGACGCUGCUGGUGGUCACAGCCACGCUGCUCCUGUCUCUGUACACAAUGACGUCCGAGGGCAAGGCCGAGGAGACCCUGAAGGUCAAGCUGAGUGGGAAGACCGGCCGCCAGGCGGACAUCGCUCUGAUCGAGGGCAGCCUGCUCGUCACGGCCAUUGGGGAAACUGUGCUCAGGUUUUGGGACUUAGAACGUGGUGAGAAUUAUAUACUGAGCCCAGACGAGAAGUUUGGCUUUGAGAAAGGAGAGAAUAUCAAUUGUGUCUCAUACUGCAAAGUCAAAGGUCUGCUGGCAGCCGGCACCGACAAAGGGCGUGUUACCAUGUGGCGGAAGGCACCAGGUCCCCUGAGCAGUCGUGGGUCAGAGGGCAAGGACAAGUGGGUCCUGCAGACGCCAACUGAGCUAGAGGGGAACAUCACACAGCUCAAGUGGGGUUCCAGGAAGAGCCUGCUGGCAGUGAACAGCAUCAGCUCUGUGGUCAUCCUCAGCGAGCAGGCCAUGGUCGCUCACUUCCACCACCAGAUGGCAGCGGUGCAGCUGUCCUCCAGCCUGCUGCAUGUGGCCUUCCUGGCAUCCGGCACCAUCCACGGCCUGCGCCUGGACAUGCACAUUAGCGGCGUGUUCGCCAGCAAGGAUGCAGUGGCUGUGUGGAACGGGAAGCAGGUGAUGGUCUUUGAACCUUCAGGAGCCGUGCUUCGAAACGCAGGUACCUUCCUGUGUGAGUCCCCAGUGCUGGCCAUGCAUGAGGAAAGUGUCUACACCGUGGAGCCAAACCGGGUCCAAGUGCGAACCUGGCAGGGAACCGUGAAGCAGUUACUGCUGUUCUCUGAGGCCGAAGGCAACCCCUGCCUCUUGGAUGUCUGUGGGAGCUUCCUGGUGGUGGGCACGGACCUGGCACACUUCAAAAGCUUCGACCUUUCCCGAAGGGAAGCCAAAGUUCACUGUAACUGCAAGAACCUAGCCGAGCUGCUCCCUGGCAUCGGUGGCAUUGCCUCGCUUCGCUGCAACGCCAGUGGCAACAAGAUCAGCCUCCUCCUCACAGAGCCCGAUGGAAGCCCUGACUCCAGGAUCUGCUUCUACGACGUGGAGAUGGACACGGUGACCACUUUGGACUUCAGAACUGGGCAGAUUAACCAGAAAGAGACGCUCUCCUUUACUGGGCAGGAGACCAGGAAGAGCAGCAUCUUUGUGGGUGAGACCCUGGGGCACCUUGUCCCUGUGAGCCACUUCUGGAGCCAGACAGAACCAAGGCUGUUUGUAUGCGAGGCCAUCCCUGACACACGUGGUGUCCAACCACCAGCCACAGAGAGGCAGCCCUCCACCAACACAGGCACGGACCCCAUGGCAGACGUCACAGUCCUGUCUUUCUUCGUCUCCGGGGAGCAUGGUAUCCUGCUGCAGGACAGUUUCCCCCGGCCAGCCCCCUUCCAGGCUCUCCUGGGCGUCGAGGUCCCCUACUACUACUUCACCAGAAAGCCUGGGGAAGUGGACAAAGAGGACCACUCGGAAGAAGGACCUCACCGGGCCCCCCAGAUGGUGGGCAGGAGGCCCCUGCGGGAUUUCGUGGGACUGGAGGACUGUGACCGGCCCACGCGGGACGCCAUGCUCAACUUCAGCAUCUUUGUCGCCAUCGGAGACAUGGACGAAGCCUUCAAGUCAAUCAAACUCAUCAAGAGUGAAGCCGUCUGGGAGAACAUGGCACGCAUGUGUGUGAAGACCCAGAGGCUGGACGUGGCCCGCGUGUGCCUGGGGAACAUGGGCCAUGCUCGAGGAGCCCGUGCCCUGCGGGAGGCUGAGCAUGAGCCUGAGCUGGAGGCCCGUGUGGCCAUGCUGGCCCUGCAGCUGGGCAUGCUGGAGGACGCUGAGCGGCUAUAUAAGAAGUGCAGACGCUAUGACCUCCUGAACAAGUUCUACCAGGCCGCAGGCCAGUGGCAGAAGGCUGUGGAGGUUGCCGAGCAGCAUGACCGCGUCCACCUGCGCACCACCUACUACAACUACGCCAAAUACCUGGAGGCCAGCUCCGACUGCAACCUGGCCCUUAGCUACUAUGAGAAGUCCGAUACCCAUCGCUUUGAGGUGCCCCGGAUGCUAGCCGAGGACCUGCACGCCCUGGAACUCUACAUCAACAGGAUGCGGGACAAGACCCUGUGGCGGUGGUGGGCACAGUACCUGGAGAGCCAGGCGGAAAUGGAAACGGCGCUGCGCUACUAUGAGCUGGCUCAGGAUUACUUCUCGCUGGUUCGCAUCCACUGCUUCCAGGGCAACAUCCAGAAGGCCGCAGAGAUCGCCAACGAGACGGGAAACUGGCCGGCUUCCUACCACUUGGCACGGCAGUACGAGAGCCAGGACGAAGUGCGGCAGGCUGUACAUUUCUACACGCGGGCACAGGCCUUCAACAAUGCCAUCCGCCUCUGCAAGGAGAAUGGCCUGGAUGACCAGCUCAUGAACCUGGCCCUCCUGAGCUCCCCUGAGGACAUGAUCGAGGCAGCUCGCUACUAUGAGGAGAAGGGGACGCAGAUGGACCGGGCAGUCAUGCUUUACCAUAAGGCCGGCCACUUCUCCAAGGCCCUGGAGUUGGCCUUCGCCACCCAGCAGUUUGGGGCCCUGCAGCUGAUCGCAGAGGACCUUGACGAGAAGUCAGACCCGGCGCUGCUGGCCCGUUGCUCCGACUUCUUCAUUGAGCACGGCCAAUACGAGAAGGCCGUGGAGCUGUUGCUGGCUGCCAAGAAGUACCAUGAGGCCUUGCAGCUUUGCCUGGAGCAGAGCAUGACCAUCACGGAGGAGAUGGCUGAGAAGAUGACCGUGUCCAAAGACUCCAAGGAGCUGUCGGAGGAGGAACGGCGGGAGCUGCUGGAGAAGAUCGCCAACUGCUGCAUGCGCCAGGGCGACUACCACCUGGCCACCAAGAAGUUCACACAGGCCGGCAGCAAGCUGCAGGCAAUGAGGGCUCUGCUCAAAUCUGGGGACACGGAGAAGAUCGUGUUCUUUGCGGGCGUGUCCCGGCAGAAGGAAAUCUACAUCAUGGCCGCUAAUUACCUGCAGUCACUUGACUGGCAGAAAGAACCUGAGAUCAUGAAGAACAUCAUCAGUUUCUACACCAAAGGCCGGGCCUUGGACCUCCUGGCUGGCUUCUAUGAUGCCUGUGCCCAGGUAGAGAUUGACGAGUACCAGAACUACGACAAAGCCCACGGGGCGCUGACCGAGGCCUACAAGUGCCUGUCCAAGGCCAAGGCCAAGAGCCCGCUGGACCAGGAGGCCAAGCUGGCGCAGCUGCAGAGCAAGAUGACCCUGGUGAAGCGCUUCAUCCAGGCUCGCAGGACCUACACCGACGACCCCAAGGAGGCUGUGCGGCAGUGUGAGUUGCUGCUGGACGAGCCGGGCCUGGACAGCACCGUCCGUGUGGGUGACGUCUUCGGCUUCCUGGUGGAGCACUUUCUACAGCUUGGGGAGCAUCAGAUGGCCUACAAGUAUCUGGAGAAGAUGCGCAAGAGGCUCCCUGCAGCCAACAUGUCCUACUACGUGAGCCAGCACACCAUUGAUGCUGUGCACCAGGCCCUGGGCCUCCCCUUGGCACAGCUGGGACCCGAGCACAUCCACCGCAACAGCGCCGAGGACGCCCAGGAUGUAGAGGAGGUGGUGGAGGAGGUGGAGGAGGCCUGA